UAAUUUAUUUAGAUUCAGAUACAUUCCAUGAACUUUAUCCUCGAGAUUAAAUCCGUGUUAUCGUGGUUGUACUUUUGCAUGUACAGGAUUAGUCAGUUCGCACUCUCGCCGUUUACAACGCUAUCUAACAUGUAUGCAAGAACUAUGCCGCCGACCGACCACAGCUGUUUGACUGGAGAUUCGAGCAGUGUGCCACGCAAACAAGUGAAGGGUGAUUGAUGAUUGCAGGCGAACCCAGCCCGACCAUUGAGAGGGCGUUUCACCGGUUUUCAUAUCAUUGUUUCGCGAGCAUUACAGACCCAACCUGCCUGCCAGCCUACUGUGAUCACAUUUCCUUCAGACGAUUGUUUCCGUUUCGCCGUUGGGUGUGAUUCCAUAAAAAAAUCAUUUGAUUGAUCAAUUAUGGCAUGAAAUCGGAAUGGAAUAAUUUUGCGCGAUUUUAAUUCCAGGUCAAUGGGAGUUUAAAUGGUAUUGUUGGUCUGUGAUAAUCACAGUCUGGCUUGUUUUUGACGUGUCUGUGUUCUAAACUGGUUUUUCGGAAUCCCCGCCAGGAACUAGUUGUUUAUCCGAGAUAUAAAUACCGGCCAUAGGACAUCAAAUCGCGAACAAUCUGGUCAGGUGCGCGUCCUUCCAACAGUCAACAGGCGUUUACCUUCGGAAAUUCGUAGCUACUUUCCUUUCGAUAAGUGGCGAGUGGUCGAAAUCACAACUGUCAAAUUUGCGAAGUAAAACACCAACAAGUCGUGUAAUCCCAAUCAGAACAAGAAAGAUGCUAGUAGGAUCGUGGCUACUGUUCUGGUUAUUGGCCGUAGGCGAGAGGGUAAGCGGUCAGCAGCCGACUUUUGGCAAACAACUUAAGGCGGUUACGCAGUGGAAAUCGUUGGAUUUCGUGUUUUCGUCUCCGACGGAACGAGCCGAAGCCAUCGCAUCCGGACGGUUUAUUCCGGCAAAUUGCGUUCCGUUGGAUAUGGAGGUUGAUUACAAUAGCAGCCCACUUCGGUCCAGAAUCUUCGUGACGGUACCUCGGUUCAUAGAAGGAAUUCCGGUUACACUCGGGACGAUCUCUUCGCAGCAGGGAGUCAGUGGACCGUUGAUUGAACCAUACCCGAAUGCAGCGAUUCAGUCAAAUCCGGAGAAUCGAAGGUGCGACGGGAUCGUGUCGGUGUUCAGAACCACGAUCGAUGAAUGUAACCGACUGUGGAUUGUGGAUACUGGCAAGAUCGGAGAUCGCCGGAUAUGUUUGCCGAAAAUAGUGGCGUUUGAUCUUCGUAGCAAUCAGAUCAUUCAUCGAUACGAGAUUCCCGCCGAUCAGCUUGUGUGUGAUGUCUCGCUUCUAGUUAACAUUCUUGUCGAAGUUCGUGAUCCUCCUCCGACGGGUGCAUGCUCAAAAACCAUGGCUUACGUAGCCGAUGUCACCGCCUUCGGGCUGAUAGUGUACGACAUGUCUCGGGGCAAAUCUUGGCGUGUGACCAACAAACUUAUGAACCCCAAUCCCGACUAUGGCACGUUCACCAUAGCCGAUGAAAGUUUCGAUCUGAUGGACGGGAUACUGACCAUGGCUCUCAGUCCUCGCGUUCAAUUCCCAGAUUUUAGCUUCAAUUCGGCUUACCGUGGCUCGCGAACUUCUUACAGUUCUGUACUUCAGAACGAUCGGUUACUGUUCUUCCAUGCGCUGGCAUCGAUAUCGGAAAAUGCCGUUCGGACGUCGGUUCUGCAAAACAACACCGCAUGGGAACAGGAUGUCGGUGCGAUGCCCCGUGCUUUCCGGGUUAUCGGAAGGCGCACAUCGCAAAGUGCUCCGGAGGCCAUGGAUAGCAAUGGAAAUCUGUUCUUCGGCUUGCUAAGCCAGACGGCGAUUGCAUGCUGGGAUUCAACUACAAAUUACAACCCUCACAACUUCCGGAUAGUUGCGCAGAACCUGGAAACGUUGCAGUUUCCCAGUGGAUUGAAAGUAAUUCGCAAUCGCAAGGGAGUGGAGGAACUGUGGGUUCUGAGCUGUCGAUUUCAGAAGAUUAUGGCCGGUACGUUGAAUACCAACGAAACCAAUUUCCGUAUUCAAGCCAUGCAGAUUCCCGAACUGCUCGAUGGGUUGCGAUCGUGUUCGAGCAGACGAUAGACGGGUGGUUACUAGUUUCUGUAAGUCUCUGCUGUAAGUAAAUGUGAGUCAUAUUAGAUUGUAAGGAAACAUUUGGA
Messenger RNA from Malaya genurostris, 2193 nucleotides. Its product is annotated as major royal jelly protein 1-like. Bases 770 to 2116 code for a protein of 448 amino acids. The transcript has 5 exons. NCBI's taxonomy places the organism in Eukaryota, Metazoa, Arthropoda, Insecta, Diptera, Culicidae. Gene Ontology annotation, cellular component: extracellular region. The record is from RefSeq and is a predicted model, not a curated record.